CCGCAUGAACUGACAUUAUAGACGCUGACUGUACCAGAACCAGGGGCGCAUCUGCGAUGAUGAUCAUGCUCGUCUUUUUGUGUCUCGUCCUGGCGUGUUGCUUCCGCUCUGCGGACGCGGCGCUGCCACAGAGGAUACCCAAAUUUGAAUCUCGACCGGAUCCAGACUCCCCAGUUGCGGUUCCUCUCAAGGCAUAUACCCUGCGAGCCGACCAGGAGCAAGCCUUGAUUGACCAUUACAACGGCCUAGAAUUGGAAGACGCGCCGGGCGGCUGUAGUGACGUGGACGUCCCCUCUCCUGCAAUCACAGCAGCAUCGUCGACCACAUCUUGUUGCUCCAACUCGCGGCGCGACGCGCAUCAAGAUGCCAAGGGUGUAAGCGCCAGAUCGACCUCUUUAUUGAGAGCUAGGAAUUCUCACCGAGAUAGGCGCUUAUCCACCGUGGCGUGCAAUCGCAAGCAUCUCGAGGCUGAUGAAAAAUUCGAUAGCAUUAGCAGUAGCAGAACGAGCGAGCAGGGAGAUAAGGAGGAGGAGGAGCAGCUACACCAUGACGAGCGGAUGAGUCAAGGCACUCUUUGUCUUUCCGCCUCAGGAGUGUCUCAAGAAGGCGAGCACGAUGAACAGUGUGGCUCCAGUGAUGAGGAUGGCGAUAGCGUUUUUAGCGAUAGCAGCUCAGAAAGCGACGAAGCGACUGACGAGGACGAUGGAAAUUCUACCACUGAUGCAGAAACUUCCGAGGAUGAUGAGAAUUCUACAUGCAGUGAUGUUGAACGACGAGGCUCCGAGGCCGACAGCACCACGUUGCUUUCCGCCCUUUGCCUGGCGAGUUUGCAAACGCCCUACAAGCACAUGAAAACUUUGCCGAUGAUGCUGGGGAACUGGGAGAGCCUGGACGGGUGCCGGUCCGACGCGAUGCUGGUUGCGAAGGUUCUGCGGGACCGGAAACACUUCCAGAAGACCAAAGUGUUAACCGGGUACGCCCAGUCAAAGGAGAUGCGCGGGCGGGUGGCAAGUCGCCCGUUGUUGCGGAAAAAGGACGCGGUGAAACACUUGAAAGAGCUGUUUGCAGAGGGAAACCACUACGAACGGGCGCUCUUCGUUGUCUACUACAGUGGUCACGGGCACUGUGCGCACGGGGAAGACGACAAAUACAAGGGGGCGUGCGUGUUCGCGGCGGACAGGAACCCGCUCGGUACCAUGUACCUCGGAUUCAAAGACUUUCUCAGCAUCUGGCAGGACGCGCGAAAACAUUUUCCGAAUUCCGGACAGGGGCACAAACUGCUGCUCAUCGUGGACGCUUGCUAUAGCGGAAAGCUCGUGAUGAAGCUGCGGCAGCACGUCGCCAGCGUGAGGCGCGAGAAGAUGCUCAGCGAAGAUGCUUUCUCGGAGUCUACCGAAGCUUGCGGGCAGGAUAAUACUGAGGCCGGAGCGAGUUGCUGUACUUCUACACAGGGACGAAUCGUAAAGUGUGGAAAAACAGAUCCACGAAAGGUGCAAACGCUGUUCAAUACCGCGAUGCGCCGUAGAUUCGGAAAAUACGUUCGCUGCUCGCCGCGUGUCCGAAGAGGCAUACUGAAGAAAUACGCGGUGAUGCAUUCGCCAUCACGGUAUAAAAAUGCGCCUUUGUCUGUAGAAAAAUCACCGACAGCAAAGGUCGAUCACAUGAAGGUAGCUCCAGUGCGUUCACGCGAGAAGAAGGAAGAUAAGAUGCUACAGGACGAUGAGGACAGCUGUCUUGGUCAACCAGUGAAGAUGUGCAAGACCAGGAUGGUCCGCAAGGGUAGUCUGCGAAGCGAUAGUGUCAGCUGCUGCAGCACCGAACUCAGCGCCGGUGAUGGAAGCUCCUGUGCGGCUCCAUCUGGAGUCUCACUUUCUGAGGUUGAGCAUGGUUACUGGGAUGAACCUACUUCUACGCCCUAUCGCGAAAGUAGCAGCAGCUGCAGCGGCUCGCGGUCAGUAGGAUCACUAGGACCGUCCUCGAUGGAGCACUGUGAAUUCUUCGAUCCCGUGGGCAUUGCAAUUCAAUCCGCGGGGGAUUCAAGGCAGUCUGUCUGGGAGCGGGAAGCCACGCAUGCCGGUAGUUUCUACUACAACGGGGAACUGACAAGCUGGUUUGUGGCACGCAACAAGGCCGCUCCCGCGGAAACGGCCUUCACACCCGUAGUUCCGGGUGUCCGGUGGAGUUCUGCGAAAAAUUGCGCACAGUAUCCGGACUAUUUUGCAAGUUGGAUGUCUCCUGCCACUGCCCUGCAAACAGGCCCUAUCACAGAUUUGGACGAUUACGUGCCGGGAGGAAUGGUCUUCAUGCGGAGAAGAAGGCCAAAAAAUUCGGCUGUCUGACUUUUUGGAAAAAUAUACAUACGCGUGGAUACUUACAGAGAAUGACAAAUCCUGCAUGAAUACACAUCCUCAUUUUUCUCUUUCUGUCUCUGUUCCCACUUGGGUGCAGCGCGACAAUGCUGCACUCACGAUUUUUAGCCGCUGAAUGAAAGUGGAUCGCACAGGUACUUAUCAAUCUAUGUAUGAGAACACAGACGCGAAAUCGAGAUCGAGCUAUUCAACAAUCCUGGGACUUUUUGACUUUGCACAUUGACAAGAUGAAAGAAAUCCAAAUUAGGCGCAAGAAU
Molecule: messenger RNA, 2626 nt
Organism: Amoebophrya sp. A120
Lineage: Eukaryota; Dinophyceae; Syndiniales; Amoebophryaceae
Source: the annotation of a GenBank genome assembly